Molecule: messenger RNA, 684 nt
Organism: Glarea lozoyensis ATCC 20868
Lineage: Eukaryota; Fungi; Ascomycota; Leotiomycetes; Helotiales; Helotiaceae
Exons: 2
Coding region: 1-684 (227 amino acids)
Biological process (GO): fatty acid elongation; very long-chain fatty acid biosynthetic process; sphingolipid biosynthetic process
Cellular component (GO): endoplasmic reticulum membrane
Molecular function (GO): 3-hydroxyacyl-CoA dehydratase activity
Source: RefSeq, a predicted model, not a curated record
AUGGAAACCCGAGGGCGUUCAGAGUCAAGCACUCCUAUAAACCCACCACACCCAAAAGUUCUCACCUCAUCCUCGCCCAAAACACAAUACUUAAUUCUCUACAACUUCUGCUCAGCCAUUGCCUGGCUUGUUGUUCUUGGUCGCGUCUUGCUAUUGGUACCAUUGGUAGGAUUUGGUCGAACCUAUAAAGGCGUUGGUACCUUUGCAAAAUGGACGCAGACAAUGGCUUUGCUUGAGGUGGUGCAUGCUGCUACUGGUAUUGUCAGAGCCCCAAUCUCGACAACACUCAUGCAAGUCGCUUCUCGAAUCCUGCUCGUGUGGCCGGUAACCAACACCUUCCCCCACCUCGCCAAAUCCGCCGCCUACUCCAGCAUGCUCAUCGCAUGGUCUGUCACUGAGGUUAUCCGGUACUCGUACUUCACGCUUUCGCUUUCUGGAUUCACACCAAAAUUCAUGACAUGGUUGCGCUACAAUGCCUUCUAUGUGCUAUACCCGCUCGGUAUCAGCAGUGAGUGCUGGCUGAUAUACAAGGCAAUCGAGCCGGCGAAGAGUAUCAGACAGGAAUAUGCAUGGCUUUUGCAGGCUAUCUUGGGUAUCUAUGUGCCGGGAAGUUAUAUCCUUUUUACGCAUAUGAUGAGGCAGAGGCGGAAGGUUAUGAGGGGGAAACAGGUUAAGAAGGCGUAA